AUGUCUACCCUACAGAAGGAUCUCUAUUAUCCCCUAAGGGAUGCUGAGGAUAAGGUUCUAACUGAAACUAGAGUUAAGGUCUGGGAUAAGAAUCCCAAAACUCUAGCUUUCAAUGUCGAUUCCUUACCCGACCUGAAGGUCUACAAGGCUGAUGACAGUUUUCUAAGCGUAGGAAGUCUACUCUUCAGACGUCUAUGUGCAGUUCAAGGAGGUCCUGGGUUGAGAGAACUAUCGCUACAUCAUCUACCUUACCUACCUGUAAUUUCACCUAAGAUCUAUAACGACUAUGAGACGGCUCUAUUUGAAGUUGAACUUAUGGACAGUCUAUCGGUCAAUAAGGUUCUAUGGUUAUCUAUCCCCUAUCAUCUAAGACAGUUCAUCGGCAGUGGUUAUCUAGAUCCAACUCAAGUAGAUCUAUCUAAAUAUACUGAUCUAGCCAACUACACUGACGUUGUCUACGAGCAGGAGGCUGACAAUUCUAUAUCUACGAUUGCCGAGUUUCUGCGCUUAACCGCUGUGGUUGGUCUACUCGGGUUCGUCUAUCGUGACUUAGAAUCUAUUAUGUCGGAGCCUCUACUCAAGAGGCAUCCUAUGUCUACAGCCACCAUACGAGUUAGGCCUCUAGGGGAUACCUUAUUCUACUCCUGUCUACGCAUGUCGGCUAUGAUCAAGAACAGUCUACUACCCUGUAUAUUCUAUAAGAUCGACGAUAAUCACUCUAUAUGUGAUCUAUUGGCAUUGGACCCUAGUUCUAGAGAUUAUAUGGCCCUAGGAAAUCGCAUUGGAGCAGCGAUUCAUGGCGUCAUCACUUCCAAUGCUUGGGCUCUAGACUUGGUUCGUAUAAACGAGUCUAAUCCCGACAUUCUACAUAUUCUAGAAGUAUCUACGGAGAAGUAUUAUGAUGCCUAA
Molecule: messenger RNA, 909 nt
Organism: Perkinsus marinus ATCC 50983
Lineage: Eukaryota; Perkinsozoa; Perkinsida; Perkinsidae
Exons: 1
Coding region: 1-909 (302 amino acids)
Source: RefSeq, a predicted model, not a curated record